GUGUGCAGAUGAUGGGGACGCCUCUCGGCAGGUGAGCGUCGCCCGCAGGCUGAUUGAUUUGUGGAUGAUAGAUAUGCACUUAUGGACGAUUCUGCGAUUCCACAGAGUGGGCCACCUGAGCGACCCUUUUCGGUGCCCGCACUGUCAGCUGCCGAUCAAUGACGACAGACUAGCGGAGUAUGUCAGGAGGAAAGAAGGUCAGCGAGCAAUGUCUGUGUCUCACCGUAGUAGCUACGGAGAGAUCUUAGUUAUUCGCGUGUUUCUUCCAGGAUUUCUCCACCGGACGGAGGAGGAGACGACUCUGCGACCCACCGCUCUGCCGCUGUACAGCCCGACGUUCUACCAAGGAAUGUUCAAGACGGGUCGCACUUACGGCCCCGUGCCGCCAUCCUUCUUCCGCUCGCCAUACGACACGCACACGUGGGCGGUGCCCAAGACAUAGAUAGAAGACAGAACAUAAGUAUGUUGGGUUCGUGGCAUUCAUUGUGACGUGGAAGGGCAUUCAUUGUGACGUGGGAGCUUGAAAGAGUGUACGACCUAAAGAUUGAGAGGGAGACUGACCGAAUAGUGGAUUGGUCCGUGUGCGUGUAUGGGACUUCCUC
Vitrella brassicaformis is the source of this 602-nucleotide messenger RNA. Lineage: Eukaryota; Vitrellaceae. The record is from the annotation of a GenBank genome assembly.